AUGGCCGUUGCGCAAAGGCUCCUCGUCAGUAUGUCCUGCGAGGCCGGCACGCCGCACUGGACGCUGACCGCGGUGGUUCUCCUGGGCUUUCUGCUGGGGAUCGUGUCAGCGUACCCUUUACCGAGCAGCCGGACAAAUGCAACUUUACUGGAGAAAAGAUGGGAGACCCUCUUCCGCUCUGUACUGGGGAUCUCCGGGGAGAAACCGGAGCUGAACUGGGAGAGUGACUAUCUGCUGGGCAUCAAAAGAGUGCGGAGGCUCUACUGCAACGUGGGCAUCGGGUUUCACCUUCAGAUCCUUCCCGACGGCAGGAUAAACGGUGUACAUAAUGAAAACCAGUACAGUCUAAUAGAGAUCUCUACGGUGGAGAGAGGGGUGGUGAGCUUGUAUGGGGUGAAGAGUGAGUUGUUUGUCGCAAUGAACAGCCGUGGGAGGUUAUACGGAACGACAGUCUUCCAUGACGAGUGCAAGUUCAAGGAGAGCUUGCUCCCGAACAACUACAACGCCUAUGAAUCUCUGGUUUACAGAGGCUUCUACAUAGCACUCAGCAAGCAUGGCCGCGUCAAGGGCAACAAGGCCACCACUGCCAUGACUGUAACGCACUUCCUACCCCGAAUAUGAGCAAAAACUGGCAAUAACAAACUUAUUUGCACAUGUGGAUUAUUUCCCAGGUAACAUAAAUACCGUGUACGUACAUAAAACACAAAAUGGACUGUAAAAGAAAGAAAUACCAUUAUAUCUUAUAGUAUUUAUUCAAACUUUAUAUGUAUAUUUGGGUAGCUUACUUUGAGUUAGAAAUUAUGGAAAUGCCAUUCUUUGCUGCUUUAUGAUUUUCAUCAUUUUGUAAAAGAAGGGGAUGGAGGGGCUUGGUUAGUCCCUUCGGUUUUUAUGGGUGCUUGCUGGAUUUGGUCGAGCGCUUGCCCUGCCAGUGGAUGACAGUUUGUUCUUUUGAAAAUGAUACCUUUUUAUUACCUCAAAGCACCAUAUCCUGGGAAAAAGAAGAAGAAAAAGAGAAAUGUGUGCAUGAAAUUUCUACAAAGAAGAAUGCCUGUUUACUGAAAAAAUGUUUUUUUUUUUCUUUUUGUUGUUUAUCUAUUAAGGACAUUUCCCAUCCUUUUAUGUUCAAUAGUUAUUGUCUUGGUCACUGUCAGGGCAACCAGAGCAAAUAUGGCGGAGGUUUUUCUUGCUUUGUCAUGAGGUAGCGGUGCCUUGAAUUCCUACGUGCGGCCCCUUACCCUUGCAUGCGAGAAAUGUGGUGCUUGAGUCAGAAAUAGGAACGAAACGCAAGUCAUCACUCCCCUUAGACACCACCGGGGACUUUAGCCCAAUUCCUCGAGGGCCAGAGGUUUCUCUACUUUAUUUUCUUUCCGUAUUUAGAUCAAUUAAGUAAUUGAGACUCUAUGCUGCACAGGACCCAGUGGAGCCUCUUGUUAAAAUGGAAAGCUAGAUUUAGAAUCAGCACUCAACCCCCUCCUCCCUGUUUCCCCCAUCCCCCCCAUCAUGUCCAAGGGAGCUUUGACAAUCCCAUAUUUUACUUUUACAAAUUUUGUAGCCGGAUCAUCAGGCAAGAGUGAGCGAGAGUGUAUAUGUGCUGGUAUGCUUUUAUUUGGAGUAUGUAUGGAGAAGUGCUCAGUUUGAGAGCAACUUGAUUUGAAGGGGUUUUCUCUUGUGUCGUCAGAGGUAAAUGGGGGUUUAUGUGUAGCAGAAUAUCACAGACCUGACAAGUGGAAUAUGCUUAUUUCUAUCAGCGGUGUUUGUUAUGUUCUCCCCAGUUCUAAAUUGAGUUGGUCCAAUUUGUUGCAAUUAAUAUGUAGACCUUUGUAAAUGACUUAAGCUAAUUUAUUUCCUUUUCGAAAAUGAGUUUCAAGCAAAAGUGGUGACAGGAACUUAUGGUACUAUUUGGCACUUAGAGAAAGCAUUUCAGUGGAUGUCAUUGAUCCAUCUAUCUGUCUAAAAACCUAACUAUGUGGGUCUGCUGUAUUGAUUUAAAAUUGUGCAAAUAAUCCAGUUUGAUGAUGGGACAACUGGAAAUGCUUUAGAGUUCAUGAUUCUGGGAU
Sphaeramia orbicularis (orbiculate cardinalfish) is the source of this 2057-nucleotide messenger RNA. Its product is annotated as fibroblast growth factor 6-like. The record is from RefSeq and is a predicted model, not a curated record. NCBI's taxonomy places the organism in Eukaryota, Metazoa, Chordata, Actinopteri, Kurtiformes, Apogonidae. Gene Ontology annotation, molecular function: growth factor activity.